AGCAUGGAAACUAAAACCUUACUUCCUGCCUGACAUAACUCACUUCAAGAAGAGCACAAUGUCAGAACGUGGAAUUAAGUGGGCUUGUGAAUAUUGUACGUAUGAAAACUGGCCAUCUGCGAUCAAGUGUACUAUGUGUCGCGCCCAAAGACCAAGUGGAACAAUUAUUACAGAAGAUCCAUUUAAAAGUGGUUCAAGUGAUGUUGGUAGAGAUUGGGAUCCUUCUAGCACUGAAGGAGGAAGUAGUCCUUUGAUAUGUCCAGACUCUAGUGCAAGACCCAGGGUUAAGUCUUCGUACAGCAUGGAAAACGCAAAUAAAUGGUCAUGCCAUAUGUGUACCUAUUUGAACUGGCCAAGAGCAAUCAGAUGUACCCAGUGCUUAUCCCAGCGUAGGACCAGGAGUCCCACAGAAUCUCCUCAAUCCUCAGGAUCUGGUUCAAGACCAGUUGCUUUUUCUCUUGAUCCUUGCGAGGAAUACAAUGAUAGAAAUAAACCGAACACAAGGACCCAGCAUUGGACUUGUUCUAUUUGCACAUAUGAAAACUGGGCCAAGGCUAAAAAAUGUGUUGUUUGCGAUCAUCCCAGGCCUAAUAAUAUUGAAGCAAUAGAGUUGGCAGAGACUGAAGAGGCCUCUUCAAUAAUAAAUGAGCAAGACCGAGCUCGGUGGAGGGGAAGCUGCAGCAGUGGGAAUAGCCAAAGAAGAUCGCCUCCCACUAUGAAACGGGACUCUGAAAUGAAAAUGGAUUUUCAGAGGAUUGAAUUGGCUGGUGCUGUUGGCAGCAAGGAGGAACUUGAAGUGGACUUUAAAAAACUAAAACAAAUUAAAAACAGGAUGAAAAAGACUGAUUGGCUAUUCCUCAAUGCUUGUGUGGGGGUUGUGGAAGGUGACUUAGCUGCUAUAGAAGCGUACAAGUCAUCAGGCGGGGACAUUGCGCGUCAGCUCACUGCAGAUGAGGUGCGCCUCCUGAACCGCCCUUCUGCUUUUGAUGUUGGCUACACUCUCGUACAUCUGGCUAUACGCUUUCAGAGGCAGGAUAUGCUAGCAAUACUGCUUACAGAGGUGUCUCAACAAGCAGCAAAGUGUAUUCCAGCAAUGGUGUGUCCUGAACUGACAGAGCAGAUCCGGCGAGAGAUAGCCGCCUCUCUUCAUCAGAGAAAGGGGGAUUUUGCUUGCUACUUUCUAACUGACCUUGUUACAUUUACAUUGCCAGCAGAUAUUGAAGACUUGCCUCCAACAGUCCAAGAAAAAUUAUUUGAUGAGGUGCUUGAUAGAGAUGUUCAGAAAGAGUUAGAAGAAGAAUCUCCAAUUAUAAACUGGUCUUUGGAAUUGGCUACACGUUUGGACAGUCGACUUUAUGCGCUUUGGAACCGGACUGCAGGAGACUGCUUGCUUGAUUCAGUGCUACAAGCUACCUGGGGCAUUUAUGACAAGGACUCGGUGCUUCGGAAAGCCCUGCAUGACAGCCUGCAUGACUGUUCACAUUGGUUUUAUACACGUUGGAAAGAUUGGGAAUCAUGGUAUUCUCAGAGCUUUGGUUUACAUUUUUCCUUGAGAGAAGAACAGUGGCAAGAAGACUGGGCAUUUAUACUCUCUCUUGCUAGUCAGCCUGGAGCAAGUUUGGAACAGACACACAUUUUUGUACUUGCACAUAUUCUUAGACGACCAAUUAUAGUUUAUGGAGUAAAAUAUUAUAAGAGUUUCCGGGGAGAAACUUUAGGAUAUACUCGGUUUCAAGGUGUUUAUUUGCCUUUGUUGUGGGAACAGAGUUUUUGUUGGAAGAGUCCCAUCGCUCUGGGCUAUACAAGGGGCCACUUCUCUGCUUUGGUUGCCAUGGAGAACGACGGCUACGGCAACCGGGGUGCUGGGGCUCACCUCCACACCGAUGACGACGUUACCAUCACCUUCCUGCCCCUGGUCGACAGCGAGAGGAAGUUGCUCCACGUGCACUUUCUUUCUGCUCAGGAGCUAGGUAAUGAGGAACAGCAAGAGAAACUGCUCAGGGAGUGGCUGGACUGCUGUGUGACCGAAGGGGGGGUGCUGGUGGCCAUGCAGAAAAGUUCUCGGCGGCGGAACCACCCCCUGGUCACGCAGAUGGUAGAGAAAUGGCUUGACCGCUACCGUCAGAUCCGGCCUUGUACGUCCCUGUCAGACGGAGAGGAAGAUGAAGAUGACGAAGAUGAAUGAAAAAAAUCAAAGAGCAGAAGACCAGGGUAUCAGCUCUGUGGCGACCCCCAAGCUAGUGUGGUGCACGCUCCAAGCAGAGCGCAAGGCAUGGAAGGAACCAGAUCUGCCAGGAUCUGCCCGGAAGGGCUUUUCUAAUCCACACCCAAUGGAGAUGACGUAUCUGCUGUGUGAGGAGACAGAGAACUUUGUUUGGACUACAGUUUGUAAAAAAAGAAGAAAAAAACCUAAUUUUAUUAAGACAGAACUUUUUUCCUUUCAAAUUGUAAAUCUGUCUAUAAAUGUGUAACGCAUGUGGUUGUGUAAGAAGUUGUGUAAUAGGACAAGUUGUACCAGCAUCUUCAUAUUAUUGAGAAGUUUUUUCCAGCACGGGCACCUCCAAAAGCACAUGGCAGAUGACUCUCUGUUCCUUUGAGAUACUUUUUUUGAAGUAGAACCUGGCAUUCUACUUCCAUCUUAAAAGGCCCACUUUACGUUGAGUCUCAUGAGAGCUCAUUAGAGAUUUGGAAACUUUCUGUACAAAUUAUCCACAGCAAAACAUAAAAAUAAAAACAAGCUUUUAUUUUAUUAAUAAUUUAGUUCCUGUCAUGCCCAAUAAAACGAAGUCAAAUCUUUAAGGAACAAACUGGAAGGAAAGUAAGAAUUAUUUGAGUGAACUUCAUACAGACGUCAUUCCCUUGUUUUGGAAAGGGUUUUGGUUUCUAUUAUUUCGUCUUUUUUAAGCUUCUGAUAUGCCCCUUUUCAGUAUUUAGGUAUUUAUUUGUUUGGAAGAGCACCCUUAACCUGAGGGUUCUUCUCCCAGAGUCCGGGCGGCAGUCUCUCUGUGAGUCGUCAUUCCCGGGAUGUAAGUUAAAAGAAAGAGCCUGGGGAACAGGCCCACUUGUAACUAAAUGAAUUGUGUGAAAUUUGCGCACUUGAUUCAAUUGACGAUGUUAUACUCCCAAAUUGCCAUGCAGAGGGUCUUUGGAUUCUACCUUGUAUCAACUCUGCUUUAAGCAAAUCGUGUUAGAAAGGCAUGCCUUUGCUUGGGCUCAUUGGGAAUCAUUGUUAAGUAUAGAAUAAAGAUUUGAAAAUGCAGUAAGGUGGAAAUGCAUUAUAUAAUGAAUUUCUCAGAGUAGUCUGAGAAUUUUUGCAUGUUGGUUAA
Callorhinus ursinus (northern fur seal) is the source of this 3326-nucleotide messenger RNA. The record is from RefSeq and is a predicted model, not a curated record. Lineage: Eukaryota; Metazoa; Chordata; Mammalia; Carnivora; Otariidae.